Amaranthus tricolor (Joseph's coat) is the source of this 2435-nucleotide messenger RNA. Its product is annotated as probable protein phosphatase 2C 28. The coding region runs from base 807 to 1976 and encodes 389 amino acids. Lineage: Eukaryota; Viridiplantae; Streptophyta; Magnoliopsida; Caryophyllales; Amaranthaceae. Gene Ontology annotation, biological process: protein dephosphorylation. Gene Ontology annotation, molecular function: cation binding; protein serine/threonine phosphatase activity. The record is from RefSeq and is a predicted model, not a curated record. The transcript is spliced from 5 exons.
GUGUAAGUGGAGCCCAUUCUUGGUCCUAUGCUUUGCUGGCUUCAAGCUCUUCAUUGUUGGUUUUUAAUGGGGUCUGUCUGCUUUGAAGACCCUUCAAACCCUUAAAAAAUUGAAAAAAAAAAACAAAGUUCAAUUCAGUUCACCUCUUUUCUUUUUUCUGAAUUGCUGAUAGCUCAUUUUCAUUCUCUUCAUCAGUCUCAUCAUCUUCUUGCAACUACUCAAACUGAGAUUAAAAAAACAAACAAACCAAGGAAUAAAGAGAUAAAGAAGAAGAAAAAGGAGCAAUCUUUUUGAAAGAUUAUAUACAAAGAGACAAUUUUUCUACAAGCUAUAAAAAACCCAUCAUCAGUUUUAUUUCUUUAUAGCUUUUUAUAUAAUGGAUCUUCAGAUCUGAAAGUCUUUUUAGCUUUUUAUUUCUCUGGAUCUUUUUUUACCUUCUUGCUACCCUAACAUAGGGUAGGUGUCCCUUAAUUAUAAGGGGAAAAUAUAAUUUCUGUUCAAAGCUCAAAUCUUGCAAGUUUGUGGCAAAGUCACACAGGUUUAUGGAUUUUUGAUAUCAUAUACUUGAUCUAUUAGCCAAUUUUGAUCACUAUAUUUUGUCAAUAUUGUAGAACUUUUGGUUUUGUUGAGUUUCAACUCAUGUUGUUGUAGAGAUUGUAGAAGUGAUUGUAUAAUCUUUGAAGAUUGUAGAGGAAAAUUUUGGUAAGAAGAUAGGAGAGGAUUUUAUUUUGGUGGGUUGAAAGUUUUUUGAAAGUAUCCCUUAUGAAAUGUGGGGAAUUAUGAGGGUGGUUUGGUUGAGAUGAGGUAUGCUAUCUGGUUUCAUGAAUUUUCUGAGGGCCUGCUUGUGGCCAGAUUCGGAUCCUUCAGUCCACGCGGGUUCAGAUUCGAGUGGGCGUCAAGAAGGGCUUUUAUGGUAUAAGGAUAUUGGACAGCAUGUUAAUGGUGAAUUUUCAAUGGCCGUUGUCCAAGCUAAUAGUUUGCUUGAGGACCAAAGUCAACUUGAAUCAGGCAGCUUGAGUUCACUUGAUAAUGGGCCUAUUGGUACUUUUGUUGGUGUCUAUGAUGGGCAUGGUGGCCCGGAGACUUCGCGGUUUAUCAAUGAUCAUCUCUUUCAACAUCUCAGGAGAUUUGCUACGGAACACCAAUGUAUAUCUGCCGAUGUGAUUCGGAAAGCAUUCCAAGCAACAGAAGAAGGGUUUUUGUCUGUUGUUAGUAGGCAAUGGCCAAUGAAGCCCCAGAUUGCAGCUGUUGGCUCAUGCUGUUUGAUAGGAGUUAUAUGUAGUGGGACACUUUAUAUAGCUAAUCUUGGCGAUUCUCGAGCUGUUUUAGGGAGACUUGUCAAAGCAACGGGGGAGGUUCUUGCUGUUCAGCUCUCAACCGAGCAUAAUGCGUGUUUAGAGGCUGUGAGACAGGAGCUCCAGGCAAUGCACCCUGAUGAUGCUCAUAUUGUUGUGUUAAAGCACAAUGUUUGGCGUGUAAAGGGUCUUAUACAGAUAUCUAGAUCCAUUGGGGAUGUGUAUCUGAAGAAAGCCGAGUACAAUAGAGAACCUUUAUUUGCAAAGUUUCGCCUACGUGAGCCUUUCAAAAGACCGAUAUUAAGUGCAGACCCUUCAAUUUUAGUUCAUGAGCUACAGCCACAUGAUCAGUUUGUAAUAUUCGCUUCUGAUGGACUAUGGGAGCACCUUACCAAUCAAGAAGCUGUUGAUAUUGUUCAAAAUAAUCCGCGCAAUGGAAGUGCUAAAAAACUCAUAAAAACUGCGCUUCAAGAAGCAGCAAAAAAGCGAGAAAUGAGAUAUUCAGACUUGAAGAAAAUUGAACGAGGUGUCCGCCGUCAUUUUCAUGAUGACAUUUCUGUGGUAGUGGUGUUCCUUGACUCAAACCUCGUGAGUCGGGCUACCAGCGGAUAUAAGGGCCCACAAGUGUCAGUUAGAGGAGGCGGAAUCACCCUACCAUCGAAUACUCUAGCACCCUCAUGAGACGUUUCACUUACGCUUAUAUGCCUUUCAGAAUUUCGGGCUUGUUUUUGAUGGAGGAGAAGCAGGAAGGAGGUAAGUUAACGUGUUCUCAUGAUGUAUGCCAUAGCUACUUUUAACUUGGAACUGUGACGGUGGAUUUCAAGUUCAGUCAUGAAAAUAAGGACAGUAUGAACGAGAAGAUCAGAAAAUCUCAGGUGAUGAAUGGUUAUGGUAGUUAAUUUCCUCAUAUUGGCUAGUAUCAUUUGUUACGACAAUUUUUCCACUUUUGCCCUAUCUAUUUGUUAAAUUCUAUUGUUUGACUUACUAUUUUCAGAAGGGUUCUUUUAGGCCCAUUGUAUAAAAAAACAAGGGAAAGAAAAAGAAGCCGUUUCGGCUAUACACUUCACUCUGAACUUUGGAAACUAUCUUCUAAGAUGCUAACUUAAGGCAAAGAUGUGAUUUUGGCCUUCGUUUCGUUGU